Messenger RNA from Aspergillus caelatus, 1821 nucleotides. RefSeq lists its product as uncharacterized. The coding region runs from base 97 to 1587 and encodes 496 amino acids. Gene Ontology annotation, biological process: regulation of mitotic metaphase/anaphase transition; cellular response to glucose starvation. NCBI's taxonomy places the organism in Eukaryota, Fungi, Ascomycota, Eurotiomycetes, Eurotiales, Aspergillaceae. The record is from RefSeq and is a predicted model, not a curated record. The transcript has 5 exons. Gene Ontology annotation, molecular function: protein serine/threonine phosphatase inhibitor activity.
CGCUAGUGAACUCACACAAUAUCCAACCCAAACUUCUCCUUCAACACGGACAUCAUCUCAGGGGAAACUCCCGAAACGCCAUCGCCCGGUUCAACCAUGACGGACCACCAGCCAGGUGAACCGGUUGCAGACAAUUCCAGUGGAUCGAACGUUGAAUCUCCUCGAUCCAGCACGGAUUCUCGCUCUCCAUCUACGCACAGUCAGUCCCUACGACUCUCGCACGUCUCUCCCAACCAUCAGCACCGUCACAGCCUCAGUGAAAGUCUGCGCGGGGCUCCAAAUUCCCCACGUAGCCGUCGGCAGCCGUCACUCACACAGGCUGCAAUCCAAAGUCUGAUCGACAACCCACCGGCUCCCAACCAUGUAAACCCUGCCUUUGUAGGUCGCGACUGGAGGGGAAUUUCGAUCGGCGAGCUGGUUAGCCCGAACGAUUUGAGGUUUGUGGAGAUUGAUACGGGCAUUGAGGAUGCGACUAAUGUCUUGAUUGAUUCCGAUGCUCCUGUACUUUUGAUUCGCGAGACUCCUGAACACAAGACUGCUGUCGGCACUUUCGAUUACUCGGAUCUAAAUGCUUACCUUCUCCUCGCCGCGGGUCUGACACAACCCGAUGAGCAUACUCGUGCUUCUUAUGAUGAACUGGCCCGAAAGGCCAAAGAAGGAAUCAAGAUACCAUUGAAAGACGUAAAGGACCUCGGCAGGAAAGAACCAUUGACGACGCUUCCGGCGUCAGCCAGCGUGAUGACAGCUGUAGAGACAUUUGGAGGAGGCGUUCAUCGGGUGGUUGUGGUCGACGAGCGUAGGCAAAAUGAGGUAGUGGGCAUUUUCAGCCAAUUCCGACUGGUCAAGUUUCUGUGGGAAAAUGGGCGCAGCUUUCCUGUGAUUGAUCAGCUGUAUCCGCAGGCGCUGCGGGAUUUGAAAAUAGGAUCUCGGGAGGUGAUCUCCAUCAACGGAGACAAGCCUCUAUCGGAGGCAUUGCAUCUCAUGAACAAUGAGGGCAUCACGUCGGUCGCUGUGGUGGAUAACCAUACCAAUGUGGUGGGCAAUAUAUCCCUCACGGACGUUAAGCUCCUGACGCGCUCAUCGUCGCUUCCACUCCUCCACAAUACAUGUACUCAUUUCAUCUCCGUGAUUCUUUCCACACGGGGUCUAGUGGAUGGCAAGGAUUCAUUCCCAGUGUUUCAUGUGAAUCCUGGAUCGACGUUGGCUCAUACCGUUGCCAAGGUAGUAGCCACUAGAUCCCACCGACUAUGGAUCACCGAUCCGUUGUCUCCUUCCUCAUCGGGACCACCGACUCCAUCCCACUCGGCCGUGCAUCUCCCUCUGCCUACUAACUCCGGGAACACGCAUUCACCUCCGUCACCUACUCACGCGCCGUCCAUCCCAGCUUCUGCUCUUCCGGGGGCACGGCUUUCCGGACGACUGGUUGGGGUGGUCAGCCUCACAGAUAUAUUGAAUCUGCACGCGCGGGCCAGCGGGCUAAGCCCGGCCGAUCCGGCGGAAAGCCGUAGCCGCCGGCGACGCAGCAGCAGUUCGAGCCUCAGCGUGCGACGCAGUGGAGAGAUAGGGCGAGAGUUAUUCAGUCGGUAGCGCUGGAUCGGUCGAUUGGGACGAGGAUCCAGGCACAUCGACAACCACAUUCGUUCUUUGGAAGACACUUACUAAAUCCCUCAUCAAUUUCCCGAAAUGAAUUACAGGCGUACGUACGGAAUAGGGCUAGUGCAUUGAGUUAGAAGAAACUCCAAAUUCAAGAGAUCCAUACCUACAAACACACACAUUCAGCGACCCACAAUGCAAUCCACAGUAUGAACCCUUAACGACUCA